AUGAUGCAGAACAAGCAAGGAGUGAGCGGUAGGCUCGGUGGAGCCUCGCGCGUGAACAAAACCAACGGAAUCGUUGGAGACAACCCAAGUGUCAGCCCCCCUGCGGCGGAGGCGGAGGAUUUAAAAAAAAUAAACCUGAAAAUCACUGAUGAGGAAAUCAGGAUGCAUCUGAAAAUAAUCGAGGCACUGUACCCUAACAUGAAGCCCAAAGUAGAUAAACUAAUAAACGGGACGUAUAACAUUUUCACCAAAUUUCUAAUACAAUCUCAUAUAGAUGACUACAACUCCUUCGUAAAUGUGUACCUGAAGAACAUGCCUGAGAACAUUCCAGUGGUGGAAUUCUCCCCCAAAAUAAACACAUACGCUACGCAAAACUUUAACAGUAAAUCAACAGAUUCGAUAAAAUUCUACGUAAGUGACAUAAGAAUAAGAAACCCCGUGUUGAAAAACGAUAAGGGCGAAACAAGAAACGACUAUCCCUAUCUGUGUAAACUAUCAGCCAGAACAUAUGAAGGAGAAAUUACAUUAAAAAUAAACAGAAAAACGAAUGAUGAAAUAAUUAGCACGACAGUGAGUGCAGGAACCAUCCCUGUGAUGGUAUUGUCAAAUCUGUGUAAUUUGAGUAGCUUAAGUAAAAAGAUGCUCCCUCAAAAGGGAGAAGACGAAAGUCUAUUAGGAGGAUUCUUCGUCAUCUCAGGACAUUUAAAAGUUAUAAGAUAUGUAAUUCAUCCAAAGUAUAAUACUAUUCUACUUAAUGAUGAAAAUAAAGUCCACAUGAAUUGCCUACUAAAUGAUAAUUCAGUUUAUGUAAACUUUUUGUCUUGUCCCAAAUUUGAUUUCUUUACCUAUGGAGCUAGAUACCAAAAUUCCCUCAUGGUAGUCCCUCUGCAUAUUAUUCUGUUACUUCUAAGUCCCAUCAAGAAAAAAAGUUACUUAUUCAAUAAAAUGAAAAUGGGAAUAAAAAAUGAAAAUGCAGUAAAGUAUAUUGAACAGUAUAUCCAGUCCAUAUUUAUGAAAAAUGGACUAAACGAAAAAGAAGUCUUCGAAAAAUAUAAUUUGAAGUAUCUAGGCAACAGUUCCUAUUUCAGGAGGGGAAUAUUUCGUUAUAAUGUCGCCCCUGGUGAGAGAAAAGGUAAAAUAAUUCUCAGGUAUGCGAUUCUACCUCACAUCCAGAGCUACUCAGAGAAAUUCGAAACGAUUUGCAUGAUGUUUAAGACAUUAAUUUUUAGCAAGUUUAAGUUAAUGGCGAAAAUUAAUAAGGACUCUCUUGAAAACCAUGCAGUCACCACUUGUAGCCAUUUGCUGUCAAACUUGUUGAAGGAACAAAUUCUCACUUGCCUCGGCCGCUUAGUUUUCAGAUAUAGCAGAAAUUUUUACAAAUUUUAUGAGAAAAAAUAUGAUUCAUUUAAGGUCAUGGUGAAGCAGAUUUACCUUCGUUACAAGGAGAUGGUUAUGGACGAACUGGACGAGAAGCACCUCAACAUGGUGCCGCUGGAGGGUGAUGACUCGGAUAUUUCCAAGGCAGCAGAUUCAGGUAACCAGCUCGCCAUGAGCAAUAAAAGCGAAGCAGUGAAAAAACUAAAAUCCAUCUUCAUGGACGAGAAGGAAAAGCUCUUCAGCAGCGUCGAGAGCUAUAUUCAGGAGCUUUACAACGACAACAAUCUCUUCGUAGAUAUUUCAAAGAGUUUCAUAACGCUCACUAUGCCCAUCAUAUUCUUUUUCAAAACGGGGAAUAUUUCUUCAGAAAAUAUAGGGUAUCAGCAAAGAAGUGGAUGGGUCAUCGGAGCAGACGAAAUUAACAGUCUCCGAUUUAUUACCAAUUUUAGAGCAAUACAUAGAGGAUGUUUUUUUCAGGAAGUUAAAGUUUUAAGUCCAAGAAAAUUACUGGGAGAAGCAUGGGGGUUUAUAUGUCCCGUCCAUACGCCUGACGGUUCCCCUUGCGGUUUGCUAAAUCAUUUGUCUCAAUUUAGUUACGUUCACAAUUCGGCUAGCAACGAAUCACAUAAAUUGAAUAUAAAAUUGUACUUAAAAAAAAUUGGCGUUAACGUAAAUCUGGAUGAUACUAGUGGUAUCCCCACAAUAUAUGAAGACCAAACCAUCCCCAUCCUUGUGGACUCGGUUCCCAUAACGUACAUAAGUGAGCAAGACUUCAACAGAGUUGUAUACAAGUUAAAAUAUGCCAAGAAUCACAACCUCUACAAUUUAAAAGCCUACUUUGAAAUCAAUGCCUACCUGAAUGAACCCCUCUUGAUGGACUCCAUAAUAAUUAACACCUUCCCCGGGAGAUUGAUCAGGCCCUUGUUUAAUUUAAAAAUGAAGUGCAUAGAGUACAUUUCACCGGCUUAUCAACCUUACGUAGCUAUUGCCAUAAAUUACGAACAUAUCAAGAAGAACAAUUUAGCUAGAAAAAUGUUAAGGAUGAAGGAGCGCUUAGUUCGUUCCAAAAAAGGGACGCAACAAAAAAUGACUAUAAAGGAGCAGUAUUUAUUUCAUGCCAGGAGGAUGAAAUUGGCAUCCUCCUCAAAGGGAAAUGCUCUGCAAAAUAGCAGUCCUGUGAAGGAGGAUUCUGGGGCGUCGGAAUCGAAGAUUAGCAGAAAAGUGUUGCAACUUCUGGAAGAUUCUGAAAACAAGGAGAGGGAACAUACUGAUAGCCAGGGGGACAUUACAGAUGGCGAAGACGACUACAUAAGCAGCUCAAACUACGACUCGAGCGGGGACUCGUGCGGAGAAGGAAGCGAUGAUCAAAGCAAUCGUCAAAGUGACGACAGAAGCGACAAACGUGAGGGAAAAUAUCGCCACAGCGUACCUCCCACCUCCUACACAGACAGCGACGAAAAUGUAAACCUUGACAUCUACGAGCAAAUGCCGGAAAAAUUCGAAUACAUGGAAUUGAAGGAGACCUCUUUCCUGUCCUUCUUGGGAUCCCUGACCCCGUUUUCCGACCACAAUCAAAGCCCGCGUAAUAUUUACCAGUGCCAAAUGUUGAAGCAGACGAUGGGUAUACAAAGCUUAAACAUGAUGUAUACAUUCACGAACAAAAUUUAUAGGAUGAUAACUCCUCAAUAUCCACUAGUGGUCACAAGAGAUUACGAACUGUAUGGAGUGGAUAAUUUUCCUAGCGGCACGAAUGCAGUUGUGGCCAUUUUGGCGUACACCGGAUACGAUAUGGAAGAUGCACUGAUUAUAAACAAGUCCAGUGCAGAAAGAGGUAUUUUCAGGACCCAUAUUUACAAAACCAUAAUUAUCGACUUGAAGAAAAAUCAUGGUGCUGGGGAUUUUGCACUAGGAAAUAAUGUUAGAUACACGAACAAAAAUGCGGGGACAAAUGCAACUAGCGCGAACAGUACCAGCACAGCGAAGAAUAAUUUAAAAUUUCAGUACGAACAUAUGGGCAAGUUUUUAAAUAAGGACGGCUUGCCUCGCGUGCAACAGAAGAUGGUGGAGCUCAAUCCGCUCUACUCCUAUGUCAAUAAAGCAAGCGAACUAACCGUGUACGAGAAAUUUAAAGAACAUGGAGAAUAUUACGUAGACUGUGUAACUAAUUACAAAAGUACGAAGAAUCAAAUUGGCAUCAUCCGAUUACGCACGACAAGACCACCUCUCGUGGGAGAUAAAUUUGCAUCAAGACAUGGACAAAAGGGAGUUGUUUCCAGAUUGUUUCCACAUGAAGAUAUGCCCUUUUCGGAAAGUGGUAUUGUCCCCGAUGUCAUUUUCAACCCUCAUGGUAUACCCUCACGUAUGACCAUUGGUAUGCUUAUCGAGAGCAUUUGUGGAAAGGCUGCCUGCAUGUAUGGCAAGAGAAUUGACGCCACUCCUUUUAGGAAGUACACCAAACAGAAAAGUUUCAACAAUGAGUGGAUUGACAACUGUGGCGUUAAGGGAUUUCUAGAGCAAGUUAAACAGGGCAAAAAUGAAGAUGGAAAGGAUAGUAGUUCCCACGCUCCUGGGGAGGAGGUUGGCCACAGCCAUAAGGGGAAAAAAAAAAAUGAUAUUCCCAAGGGAGAAACCCCAAAGGGCGAAAAAAACAAUAUCACGUAUGACGAAAAAAUUGACUACUUCGCAAAGCUGCUGUUAAACAAGGGCUACGAUUAUUAUGGAACGGAGUUAUUGUACAGUGGCAUAUAUGGGGUACCCCUCCAAGCGCACAUUUUCUUUGGCGUCAUUUAUUACCAAAGGUUAAGACAUAUGGCUUAUGACAAGGCGCAAGUCAGGCGAACAGGACCAAUCUGUAACUUAACCCAUCAGCCCUUGAAGGGAAAGAAAAAACAUGGAGGAAUCAGAUUAGGAGAAAUGGAACGAGAUGGUUUAAUAUCUCACGGUUGCAGUUUUAUAAUUAAUGAAAGAUUUCUCAUUAACUCAGAUGGACAUGAGUGCUUCGUUUGUCCCCAGUGUGGACUAAUCCUAUCCCCAAUUAUGCAGUUCACCUGUAGUGGGGAAAUGGUUAAGGGGAGAAGCAUUGGUGGAAGGAGUAAAGUAGCAGUUUGCAAGUCUUGUGGCGUUUCUUGUAAAAUUGUUUAUGUCCCCUAUGUUUUGCGCUAUUUACUAAAUGAAUUAAUCUGCCUAAAUAUCACCAUCCGGCUAAAUAUCAAGUCGGUGGAGAACAUGUUUGAUAUGAAGUAG
Plasmodium knowlesi strain H is the source of this 4620-nucleotide messenger RNA. RefSeq names its product DNA-directed RNA polymerase I subunit RPA2, putative. Gene Ontology annotation, molecular function: DNA-directed RNA polymerase activity; DNA binding; ribonucleoside binding. The record is from RefSeq and is a predicted model, not a curated record. Gene Ontology annotation, biological process: DNA-templated transcription. NCBI's taxonomy places the organism in Eukaryota, Apicomplexa, Aconoidasida, Haemosporida, Plasmodiidae. The coding region runs from base 1 to 4620 and encodes 1539 amino acids. Gene Ontology annotation, cellular component: RNA polymerase I complex. The transcript is spliced from 2 exons.